AUGCCGAGUGGCCAUGAGGUGAAGGUCGGGGACACCAUCCUUAUAUCUCUCCACUCCAUGGGGAGAAUGGAAGACCUAUGGGGUAAAGACUGCCUUAACUAUAACCCGAAUAGGUGGUUGUCAAAGGAUGGCAACACCCUAAGGUACGUACCAUCUCACAAGUUCUUGGCCUUCAACUCAGGCUCGAGGAUCUGCCCUGGCAAGGAGAUUGCGGUUAUGCAGAUGAAGACCGUCGUUGCGACUGUGUUGUGGAACUUUGAUGUCGAGGUGGUGGAAGGGCAGAUCAUCCAGCCCAAGCCAUCUUGUAUACUACAGAUGAAAAAUGGAUUUAUAGUUAAACUGAGGAAGCGAGAAUUGUAA
Molecule: messenger RNA, 360 nt
Organism: Triticum turgidum subsp. durum (durum wheat)
Lineage: Eukaryota; Viridiplantae; Streptophyta; Magnoliopsida; Poales; Poaceae
Source: the annotation of a GenBank genome assembly